This is a messenger RNA of Temnothorax curvispinosus, 1895 nucleotides long. Its product is annotated as one cut domain family member 2-like. The transcript has 2 exons. The annotation marks the transcript as partial. The record is from RefSeq and is a predicted model, not a curated record. Lineage: Eukaryota; Metazoa; Arthropoda; Insecta; Hymenoptera; Formicidae.
AGGAGGAGGAGGAGGAGGAGGAAGAGGAGGACGGAGACGCGGUCGCACCUGGACCAGGAGAGGAACUUGGCGGCACGCGACACGAAGAAGCGCGCGAGCGGUAGUGAUAUAGUGGUAGUAAUACGGACCAGUGUAACAGGGUAGUAGAACGGACCAGGUGGCAGUGGUGCCGGUAGUGUGACUCGGAACACCCGGAGUAGGGACCGUUAGGGGAAGGGGGCGGAGCGGAACAAGUCCCCGAUAGAGAACGAGACGGUACGGAGGCAGCGGUGCGGGACAGAGUGCGGUGAAAUCGACCCCCUUCGUCUCGUGUUCUGGGUCCGCCUGCGGCUCUCUCUCUCUCUCUCUCUCUCUCUUUCUCACACUCACUCUCACUCUCUUUCUCUCCUCGUCUCUUCCACCGGGAAGAGCCGGUGCCGGGUGCGCUCGCACUCGGACGCGCGAGCGCAGAGAGCGUGCGCUCUCACUCUCUCCGCACUCGCGCGGUGUCAUGGGCGCACGGUGGUCGUUGCGCUACCACCGGGUGCUCCUUAUGCCGAUCCGACGUGACGGUGGAGCCUCAGCAUCAGCGUCGUCGUCGUUGUCAUCGUCGUUGUCGUCCGCUUACGCGCUGUAUUCGCGGGGUAGUCGCCGGGAGGAUCGUACACGUCGUCGUUUCGCGGUCGUGCGGUAAUCAGUGAUGAGAGUAGAUCAACGAGAUCAGUGAUCGGAGAGAGGAUUCUGUUGCAACCCUCUCUCUCAAAACAACGUAAACGGAGGAAGAGAACAGAGUAGAGAGUACUGCUCGCGAUCGCGAAGAAAGUAUCGCGGAAAAAAAAGAACUACUUAAGCGCGCGCGCGCGCUGUGUGGUGUAUUGCGGUGCGGUGCGGUGCGGUGCGACCUGUGUGGCACGCGGUACGACGGAGUGUCGUCGUCGGCGGCGUACGACAGCGAAGGAGCGAGUGGCAGUGCGCCCACUACCGAACUAGAUGUGCGUAAAUGGAAGGUAUAGGGGACAUAGGCGAUCAUCAAUCGCAUAGCGAGCAAUUACUGGACUCGGUCGAUUCCCCGGUGGCGGUGUCUACGCAUGGCCGGGGCGGUGGGGGCGGCUCGAAUGGGAACUGUGGCGGAGGAGGCGGAGGCGCAGGAGGAGGAGGAGGAGGAGGAGGAAGUGAUAGCGGAGGUGGAGGUAGCAGUAGGGGCACCGUGCUCAGUGGGGGUAGGCAUCACAACCACCACCACCAUCAUCACCAUCACAGCCAGCACCACCACCACCAUCACCACCAUCAUCAACAGCAGCAGCAGCAGCAUCAGCACGAGGUCGUGCACGAAACGGGGGGUGGUAGGAGCGGUGGAGGCGGCGGCGGCAGUGGUAACGGGGGUGGUGGUGGUGGCGGCGGCGGUGGUGGUGGUAACGGAGGAGGUAGCGUCGAGGGUAUGUCUUCGUCGGCCUCUCAAAGCCCCGACAUCGCGUGCGCGAGCCUACCGCUGGAACUGCUCGCGGCUGGCGCGCUCGGCGUCAAGGAGGAGCGAGACCUCGCCGCCGCGGAGGAUCUGUCGUCGUCCCAGGAUCCGCCUGGCAGGCAGAGCGCGCGGGAGUCCCUGUCGGUGAUCGUGCCGCCUCAGGACGUGGACGUGGACUCGCGCGACGCCGACGACUCGGAGCUCCUCAGUCCGGGCAAGCUAACGCCUACGUCGGGGAUCAGCGUGUCGGUCGCGAGCAUGAUUGACGCGACGGACUUCAGGGCGAUGCAGCCGGAGCCGACGUAUCAGACACUGACCUCGGUCGCCGAAAGGAUGUCGCCGCCCGGCUUCAGUCCGGGCUCGUCGUACGCCACGCUGACGCCGCUGCAGCCGUUACCGCCGAUCUCUACGAUGAGCGACAAAUUCGUUUACGGCGGUCACGCGGCCGGCG